AGCGUGACCCCGCCUAUGACCUCGGGGCGUUCCGCCUACGUCUGAGCGUCAGGUGCGCACGCGCACUUACAGGCUUGUUUUGCCAGCUUCACGCCACCCGGGAUGGGAGAAAGCAGGUGUCGCGAGAGUUGGGCGCAAGACGCCUUGUAGGGAGUGUAGCUAUGGCCGGCCUGCGGAACGAAAGUGAACAGGAGCCGCUCUUAGGCGACACACCUGGAAGCAGAGAAUGGGACAUUUUAGAGACUGAAGAGCAUUAUAAGAGCCGAUGGAGAUCUAUUAGGAUUUUAUAUCUUACUAUGUUUCUCAGCAGUGUAGGGUUUUCUAUAGUGAUGAUGUCCAUAUGGCCAUAUCUCCAAAAGAUUGAUCCGACAGCUGAUACAAGUUUUUUGGGCUGGGUUAUUGCUUCAUAUAGUCUUGGCCAAAUGGUAGCUUCACCUAUAUUUGGUUUAUGGUCUAAUUAUAGACCAAGAAAAGAGGCUCUUAUUGUCUCCAUCUUGAUUUCCGUGGCAGCCAACUGCCUCUAUGCAUAUCUCCACAUCCCAGCUUCCCAUAAUAAAUACUACAUGCUGGUUGCUCGUGGAUUGUUGGGAAUUGGAGCAGGAAAUGUAGCAGUUGUUAGAUCAUAUACUGCUGGUGCUACUUCCCUUCAGGAAAGAACAAGUUCCAUGGCAAACAUAAGCAUGUGUCAAGCAUUAGGUUUUAUUCUAGGUCCAGUUUUUCAGACUUGUUUUACAUUCCUUGGAGAAAAAGGUGUGACAUGGGAUGUGAUUAAACUGCAGAUAAACAUGUAUACAACACCAGUUUUACUUAGCGCCUUCCUGGGAAUUUUAAAUAUUAUUCUGAUCCUUGCCAUACUAAGAGAACAUCGUGUGGAUGACUCAGGAAGACAGUGUAAAAGUAUUAAUUUUGAAGAAGCAAGUACAGAUGAAGCUCAGGUUCCCCAAGGAAAUAUUGACCAGGUUGCUGUUGUGGCCAUCAAUGUUCUGUUUUUUGUGGCUCUAUUUAUCUUUGCCCUUUUUGAAACCAUCAUUACUCCAUUAACAAUGGAUAUGUAUGCCUGGACUCAAGAACAAGCUGUGUUAUAUAAUGGCAUAAUACUUGCUGCUCUUGGGGUUGAAGCUGUUGUUAUUUUCUUAGGAGUUAAGUUGCUUUCCAAAAAGAUUGGCGAGCGUGCUAUUCUACUGGGAGGACUCAUCGUUGUAUGGGUUGGCUUCUUUAUCUUGUUACCUUGGGGAAAUCAAUUUCCCAAAAUACAGUGGGAAGAUUUGCACAAUAAUUCAAUCCCUAAUACCACAUUUGGGGAAAUUAUUAUUGGUCUUUGGAAGUCUCCAAUGGAAGAUGACAAUGAAAGACCAACUGGUUGCUCGAUUGAACAAGCCUGGUGCCUCUACACCCCAGUGAUUCAUCUGGCCCAGUUCCUUACAUCAGUUGUGCUAAUAGGAUUAGGCUAUCCAGUCUGCAAUCUUAUGUCCUAUACUCUAUAUUCAAAAAUUCUAGGACCAAAACCUCAGGGUGUAUACAUGGGCUGGUUAACAGCAUCUGGAAGUGGAGCCCGGAUUCUUGGGCCUAUGUUCAUCAGCCAAGUGUAUGCUCACUGGGGACCACGAUGGGCAUUCAGCCUGGUGUGUGGAAUAAUAGUGCUCACCAUCACCCUCCUGGGAGUGGUUUACAAAAGACUCAUUGCUCUUUCUGUAAGAUAUGGGAGGAUUCAGGAAUAAACUAGCUAAGACUGUGAUGGAAACUACUUGCUGUGUGGCACUUCCUGGUCUAAAGCUCUGCUAGACAAUUGCGGUGAGCCAGUCUCCAAGAAUCAGACUACAGAUAUUGCAGAUUUUGAAGAACAAGAACAUAUGUUGAAUAACAGAGAGAAUUCUACAUGUCAUUGUGAAUAGUAGGUUAUAUAAAAACAUACUAGAUGAUAAUUUCCUUACCUCAGAAAUGAAAUAUUAUUCUUAUAAUACCUUUUUAUGGUUGCAUGAACUAAUGAGUGAAUGGACAAUGAUGAAUAAAUGUGAAGCUGUAUUCUUAAUACCCACUGCAGAAGUGUCAUUAAAAUAAUAUACAGUGGAACCAGAAAGAGGGUUCUGUAAGAAUUAGCCAUAGCAGAACAAAAUUAUAGAAUUUUAAAUACCUCUACCCAAGUAGAGGUAUUUUUAUUCAGACACCUACUUUUUAUUUAUUAAAAAAUGCAUUUUCUAUUAUCAAGUUCACUUAUGAAAUAAAAAUUAUAACACAUAUUUUCCAUUUAGCAUGCCUAACAUCCUACCUUGCCUUCUAUGAGUCUUUCUUCUAAUACUACACCUCUGCCUUAUUUUAGUUCAGGGUUUCACUAAGUAACCCCUACAUUAAUAAAUGAGUAUGAAUAAUGCUAAUAUUUGAGCAAUACAGAGGAUUAAGAGAUCAAGAUACUUCACUGCCUAUUAGCCUAAUAGGGAUACCUACUUUCUUUCAAAUGCCAAUAAUUCACAUUAGAAACAUAAUCCAGAUAUGUGUUAUUUUAUAUAUAUAUAUAUACAAAACAGUAAAUGGUUUCUUAAAAUUAUUGCUAUUUUUCAACCCCCUUAAACUGGAGAAAAACAUUUAAUUAGUAAAACAUUAAUUAAUUUACUUUAAUUUUUCCCAUCUCUCAGUAGUGGCGGGGAGGAACACAACAGUUUUCAAUCUAUGUCUGCAUAGUUGUAUAGAGCUGCAGAAUUUUAGUUGGAUUUUUAAUUUGGAUGAUCCCUGACAGCCCCAACCUAGUCAGGCUAAUAAGUAUUUGAGGCAAAAUGGCUUUAAUCUAACAAUUUACUGAGUUUACCUGAAGUUGGCUAAAUAACACUGUAUGUUUAACUUCUACCUCUACAUAAGUUGAAUGCUGAUAAAAGGAACUAGUAGAUAACUAUGUAUAUUGAUAAGCACUGUUACAGAAAAUGCAAAAAUAUUUCUAAACACUUUUCCAAAUGUUUUCUACUUUAAGUUAGAAAUAGUUUCAAAUCUGAGAAUAAACACUAUAUAAUCUGCACUUUAUAGGUUGGGUGCAGUGUCUCAUGCCUGUAAUCCCAGCACUUUGGAAGGCCAAGGCAGGAGGAUUGCUUGAGGCCAGGAAUUCAAGACCAGCCUGGGAAACAAAGUGAGACCCUGUCUUUACAAAAAAUAAAAACAAAAAUUUAAAACUGUAUAAUCUGCACUUUAUGCUAAACUAGCUGUGCUCUUAAACUCAAUUUUUUCAGCUCUAAUAAAGGGCUUAAUUUGAUAGAAUUAUUCUACGAUUAAAUUUUGAAGACUGUUUUCACUCUCCUCUGCCGCCCAUAGCAAGACUGCUUCCAUAGAUUUCUCAGAACCGUAGCCAGUUCUGGCUAUUUGGUCAAGUCUGGGAUCCCUCUUACCUGCUAUUCUGCAGCUGCUUUCUCUGUCUUACAUCUUUUGGGCCACGUCUAAUCUUAAAGAGUAAACUCUACCCUUGGUUUGCAUAGUGUUCGUGACAAAAAUAACAAGAAUAAUGGUAAUGAUGAAAAUGAUAAGAGCAAAAUUUGUGGAGUGCUUUCCACAUUCCAGGUAAUGUGUAACAUACAAUUUAAUUCUUACAGCAGUCUUACGGAGUGAAAAUACUAUUAUGAUUCCCGUUUUACAGAUGAAAGAAUGGAGGCACAGAAAAGUUACUUGUCUAAGUAACAGUCUAUCCUUAAAGUCCACAGUCUUAACCACUUGAUUUUUCAUAGUGAGGAAAAUAUCCCAGAAAGUUGCAGUUUCAAUUAAUUACUAAUUGUAGGGUAAUUUAACUAUACCAAUGACUCCUACUAGCAGAAAUAUUUGGGCAACAUAAGCCCACUGACUGGAGCUUUUGUCUUAGCAUAAUAACCUGUUUCCAGCAAGAAUAUAACAGAAAAGUUUCCCAGCUUUCAAAAGUUUAUAAUAUUGAUUAAAAUUUAGAUAAACUUAACCUUACACAAAUGACUCUUACUUUCCUUUUUAUUGAGAGCAUUUUCUUUGGAGCAUUUUCUUCUUUGGAGGAUUAUACCUUGCUCAUUUAGGCACAAAAGAAGGCGAAAGGAAGUAACAUGGGAUUGGGAAAAGAGCAAGGAGAUAAAGUUUGAGGAAAAAAAAUCACCAUGUUGAUGUCUUCUUGAGUAGGCCAAGUUGCAUAUAAAGAGAAAAUGACAACAGGAGAUUUUAAGGUAUGAUAUAUUGUUAAGAGUAGUACAUAUUUAAGAAGAGAAAAUAUGUUUUUGAAAACAAAUUUAAACUUGAAAGGAUGAUUUUCAUAUUUUGAAGGGAUUUAUAACUUCACAAAGCAUCUCCAUUCUAUCUUGUUCAGCUUUACAUUUAAAAAUAAACUCUUCUUGUUCAUAUAAACCUUAUCUCUUACAUAAAGUGAAAUCUGUUAAUUUUUUGUUUUGACAAGGAUAAACUACUUAUCUGCAUCUGUUUAAGAAUAGAUUAACUUAUUUUGAGAAGAAAUUCUGGGCACCAUUUUUGACCAUUGAAGACUUAUUUGUAAUUUAAUUUCUACUUUACAUUGUGAAUGUUCAUUUUCUAAUAAACAAGAUUAUUUUGCAUAUGUA
Messenger RNA from Pan troglodytes (chimpanzee), 4544 nucleotides. It is a transcript of the gene MFSD8, whose product is annotated as major facilitator superfamily domain containing 8. Gene Ontology annotation, biological process: transmembrane transport. Gene Ontology annotation, molecular function: transmembrane transporter activity. The record is from RefSeq and is a predicted model, not a curated record. Gene Ontology annotation, cellular component: lysosomal membrane. NCBI's taxonomy places the organism in Eukaryota, Metazoa, Chordata, Mammalia, Primates, Hominidae. The transcript is spliced from 12 exons. Bases 162 to 1718 code for a protein of 518 amino acids.